AUGGCGCAGAACAAAUUCGCAACGGAAAUUACGUUUGACUUGAAUGACGGAUCAAAAAUUCCAGCUCUCGGUAUUGGAACUGUACCCCCUGAUGAUCCAAGUCAAGUCAAGGAUAUUAUUAUUACCGCUGUGAAAGCUGGCUUUCGUUUGAUUGACACUGCGUGGUAUUAUGGUACGGAGAAGUAUAUCGGUGAAGCUCUCAAGGAAUUGUUUGAUGAAGGUGUUGUUAAGAGAGAGGACCUCUUCAUCACAACUAAAGUUUGGCAUUCAUUUUGGCAUAGUCCUGAGAAGUCGUUAGAUACGUCCCUUUCCGAUUUAGGAAUUGAUUACGUUGACUUAUUUUUGCAGCAUUGGCCCAUUUGUCUGAAGGGUGGACCUGACGGAACUCCUUCGAAACCUAUGGCCGAUGAUGAAAAUGUGAAAUACGAUGACGACCCCGUUACAGGGACCAAGUUCAUCGACGUAUACAAUGCCAUUGAAGACAUUAAAGCGAAUACGAAUAAGGUGAGAUCAGUUGGCGUGUCAAAUUACUCAAUUACCAAACUUAAGCAACUUCUUCCCAAGGUUAAGCAUUUCGUGCCUGUUGUUAAUCAAAUUGAGUAUCACCCUCAAUUGCCUCAACAGGAUUUGGUUGAUUUCUGCGCUGAACACAAAAUUCUUAUCGAGGCUUAUAGUCCUGUUGGAGGCACUGGUGCUCCUGUUUUGAAGAUUCCAUACGUUAAAGAGUUGGCCGACAAAUAUGGAGUUACAGUCAAUGAAAUCGUCAAUGCAUAUCACAUAUGCGAGGGUAGGAUUGCUAUUCCCAGAUCGUCCAAUUACGAUAGGAUUAAGAAUAUGGUCAGAUUGCCAAAAUUGAAUAAGGAGGAAUUAAGCGCCCUUUAUAAAAUUGGGGAGGGCCACCCUGUUAGGUAUGUUAACGAUCCAUGGGGUUACGGAAUCGGAUUCAAGUGGUGGAAGGGUGACACUCUCAGCAAGAUCGAAGAUUGA
Meyerozyma guilliermondii ATCC 6260 is the source of this 987-nucleotide messenger RNA. It is a transcript of the gene ARA1, whose product is annotated as D-arabinose 1-dehydrogenase (NAD(P)(+)). Gene Ontology annotation, molecular function: aldose reductase (NADPH) activity. The transcript has a single exon. The record is from RefSeq and is a predicted model, not a curated record. Gene Ontology annotation, cellular component: cytosol. NCBI's taxonomy places the organism in Eukaryota, Fungi, Ascomycota, Pichiomycetes, Serinales, Debaryomycetaceae. The coding region runs from base 1 to 987 and encodes 328 amino acids.